GGGCAACAUCUUUAAACAGACGUUAUCGGUAGCUGUGGAAUAUAAAGGAAUAUACUUAUACAAAUCUAUAGUCAAGAAAACAUAAAGGAAAAACAUGGCCAAUUGGCUUUUGGGCCUUUGGCUGGCGCUCCUCGUGGUGAAUGGGCAUGAGGCGAAUGCUUAUCAUUCUGGCGGCUACCGGACGACAGGCAGCGAUCAGUCGGAACAGGCCGGGUUAUCGGCAGGCCACUCAACGCACGGGAACAUUCAAGAGCAGCCCAUCUACGAACGACCAGCGGGAGGAGGAUCGGGAGCAGGAGGAGCAUGUCCGCCGCAGUUCUCCGGGGUGGUGCCCUAUCCCUAUGACUGCCAUCGCUAUGUAAACUGUCACAAUGGCAGUCCCACCAUUCAAACCUGUGCACCCGGCACACUGUUCAAUGCCCGAGCUCUGGUGUGCGAUCAUCCCAGCAAUGUGGCAUGUGCAGCGCCAGCGGCAGCUCAACCAAAUCGAUCGGCGCGCCUGAGGGAAGUGGAUGCAGAGCCGAGGUGUACGCCUGGCGUGAUUGGCUUGCAGCCACAUCCCACGGAUUGCACAAAGUUCCUCAACUGCGCCAAUGGACAGGCCUUUGUGCAGGACUGCGGACCGGGCACGGCAUUCAGUCCAGCCGCCCUCAUUUGUGUCCACAAGAGCACCGUCGACUGUGGCGCAGGAGCAACCGGACAAGGCUACCCACAAGUCUCCUCGGAGGUUCCCAGCUGCCCCCCCGGUCUGCGUGGGCUUCACCAGCAUCGCCAUGAUCCGCACAAGUAUUUGGUUUGCGGCAUCGGUGUCCAAGCAAGGGUGGAGACAUGUCCCCGUGGGCACAUCUUCGAUGCCCACCAAUUGGUAUGUGUUUUUUCAGCCUCCUCUGCCCAGUCGUCCUCUGCUGCUUUCGCUUCUGCCGAGCUUCACGUCAGGGAUCUACUGUGUCCUGCUGGCGCGAAUGGCCUCUUUGUCCAUCCCUUCGAUCAGACGAGGUUCCUUCAUUGCAAGGACGGCAAGGUGGCCGUUCAGAGCUGUCAGCCCGGCUAUGUGUUCAGCAUAUCCAAGGGCUUUUGUCAGCUGAAAUCUCAGUUGGUAUUCAGCGAUUAUGUGACUUUUAUUAUCUCUGAGGUCAGCUUUGAGUAUUGUCUGAUGCUUACCGCAUGUCCUGGUGGCAUAGAAGGAUUCCAUCUUUAUCCCUAUGAUGCUGCGAAAUAUGUACGCUGCUUCCCCAAUGGCCAAAUGUCCAUUCUCGAGUGUGGCCCACAGUUGGCCUUCAGUUUGUCGCAAAGAAAUUGUCGGCCGCGACAUGAAGUGAGCACUGGGGAUCGUGUGAGGUUUUGGCAGGAAUUAGAAGUUCAGACGACGGCCUAUAGCUACCAGGAAACGCAGAGUUCAGCUCUGGUAUACCUGCUCAAAGCUUGUCCCCUCAAUCUUCAGGGCAACUUCCCCUAUCCCUUCCAUGCGGGACACUUUGUCAAGUGCCAGAAUGGCCAGCUCCAGGUGGAAUGUUGUCCAACUGGCUUUGUCUUCAGUCUGUCCCAGCGGGUGUGUGCGGCCCGUCAUCUGCUCCCUGCCCAUGACUAUUUGGAUUAUGAUUACCUCAGCGUUGAGUUCUCCACUGAAUUUAUGCAGGAUUUGACCGCGGUUACAUGUCCUCCGCAGAGCAGGGGCUACUAUCUGCAUCCCUUCGACUGCAGCAAGUAUCUCAAGUGCCUCAAUCAGCAGACUGUCGUCGAAAGCUGCCCACAGUCGCAGGUGUUCAGCAUCUCCCAGCAGCGUUGUGUGGCCAAGGAUCAACUGGCAGCGAGCUACGAUCGCGUGGAGUAUCUACGUGAGGCGCAACAUGAACUCAGUGAAGGUUUCAACGAGGGACGACAGUCGCAUGGCAAGAAUCUGAAUGUAAACCUGGACGUUGCUUCAUGUUCCCCGGGUGCCACUGGCCUGCAAGCCCAUCCCUACGACUGCAGCAAGUUCCUGAACUGCGCCAAUGGUCAGACCUUUGUGCAGAGCUGUGGCCCGGGAACUGCCUGGAGCACUGCCAGCAGCACCUGUGAUUUUGCCCACAAAGUGGACUGCAGCGGCAGGAGUGCUGCUCAGAGUGGUGCAACAUACCGCAGCGGUUCCACGCAGCCUUCCACCACUCCUUCCACUACUGUGGCGACGUUUGCCAGCGAUCUGCUGUGCCCUGCGGGCGUGGAUGGACUCUUUGUCCACCCGUUCGAUCAGACCAAGUUCCUCAAUUGUAAGGCCGGCAAGGUGGCCGUGCAGGGCUGUCAGCCUGGCUAUGUCUUCAGCAUAUCCAUGGGUCAGUGCCAGCUCAAGUCUCAAUUGGUUUACUCCGACUAUGUGACGUACAUCGUCUCGGAGAUCAGCUACGAGUAUUCAAUGAUUCUAUCCGCUUGUCCCGGAGGCACCGAUGGCCUCCAUCUCUAUCCCUACGAUGCUGGCAAAUAUGUUCGCUGCUCCGCUGGCAAGAUGUCCAUCGUCGAGUGUGGCCCACAGUUGGCCUUCAGUCUGUCGCAAAAGGCCUGCCGUCCGCGGCGUCAAGUAACUGCUGGAGAUCGCGUCAAGUUCUGGGAGGAGCUGCAGGUUCAGACCACGUACAGCUAUCAGGACAGUCAGACGUUGCAAUCUCCACUCAGAGCGUGUCCCCGCAGUCUUCAAGGCAACUUCCCCUAUCCCUUCCAUGCGGAACACUUUGUCAAGUGUCAAAAUGGACUGCUCCAAGUGGAGUCUUGUCCUCCCGGCUUCGUCUUCAGUCUCUCCCAGCGGGUGUGUGCGGCUCGUCAUCUGCUCUCUGUUCAUGAUUAUCUGGAUUACGUUUACCUGAACAUUUCUGGACAGUUUUCGACUGACUUUAUGCAGGAUCUCACCAUGAUCACGUGUCCUCCCCGUAGCCAGGGCUAUUAUCUGCAUCCCUUUGACUGCACCAAGUAUGUCAUCUGCUGGGAUCAGCAGACGGCCAUCGAGAGCUGCAAGCAGGGCGAAGUGUUUAGCAUCUCGCAGCAGCUGUGCGUGGCCAGGGAUAAGGUGACGGCGGCCUACGAUCGCGUGGAGUAUCUGAGCGAGACGCAGCACGAGCUGAGCGAAGAGGCGGAAGUGGAGAUGCCAAACGGGCCGGGCAGGGGCUACCCUCUCCCACUUGAUGGUGGUUAUCAGCCGCAACCCUCAGGAGUGCCACUAGAUGGCAGAUAUCAGCCACAACCUACCGCACCUGCACUCGAUGAAGCCUACGGACAAUCGCAGGGCAGAGGCUUCCCACAGGCCGGUGGUUACCCGCCACAAACAUAUCCUGGAAGCGGCUACCCAGCUGCCGAAGGAUACCCGACACGUUCACAAGCAACUGGACCGCCCUUUGACGGAGGAGCCGCCUAUCGGCCCGCGUCCGCUGCCUUGAUGUGUCCACCCCAAGCCACUGGCCUCUUCCCCAAUCCCUUCGAUGCCAUGGGCUAUCUGCACUGCAUGGAGGGACACACGCUGACACGGAGAUGCUUCAGCAGCGAUAUCUUUAGCAUUUCCCGCGGCUUUUGUGUGCCUCACGAGCAGGUGGCCAGCUGGGAUCGCAUACCCUACAACCAGCACAGAUCCGUGGAGGAGGCUGGCUAUGUGCGAUGUCCUGUGGGUGCCAGUGGCUACUUUGUGUAUCCUUUCGACUGCACAAAGUUCCUGAGUUGCGGCCCGAAUGGCAUGGUGCUGACCAGCUGUCCGGCAGAGCAACAUUUCAGUGUCUUCCACGGGCUGUGCCAGCCCAAGGAGCAGGUGAAGCGCGAGGAUCGACUCUACACGAACACUGAGCUGUCGAUCAUCUACGAGUGGACGCAGCAAAUGAAAGCCGAGGGCGCCAUACCCGUCUGCCCCGUGGGCAUCAGUGGCUCGCUGCCACAUCCGCGGAUUGCCAGCAAGUUCUUCCGCUGCCAGCCGGGGCAGGCCGGGAUCUACGACUGUCCGAGUGGACAGAUUUUCAGCAUUUCCCGUCGCUUGUGCGAGCCAGCUGCCGAGGUGCCCAGCCACGAUCGCUGUGACUAUAUCGUCAGGGGUGAUGGCGAAAGGGAAACGUCCUCCUCCUCCUCCUCUUAUGGGUGGCGGGAUCAGCCGAAUGACAAUCGACAGUCCAAGUCUUACACGACAGCUGGGCAGGAUGCGUGGGGAAAUCCUUAUGUGGCGAGGACAACGACCACAACGAGAGUCAUUGGCGAUGGCAAUCGCUGGAGGGACAUGAAUAUGCAGCGUCCUGCGGGCAUUGGCUUCCAGCACAGUCCUCAGUAUCAUGCGAAUCAAGCGCAGGGCUGGUCCGGCCAGGGCAGCUCCUACGAUCAUCGUUCACCCACUCAGAGUGUGCUCUAUGUGGAGGGAUCGCUACAGCCCAACCGUAAUUAUCCUACAUCUAAGACUCCACUGGCGCCCAGCACGCCUCUGGCACCCAUGGCGCCCAGCACCCCUGGCCAGGUGGUCUACGCCGUGCCCGUUCAGGAACCUCCUGCUCCUGCACCCCUUCCGUCGCGCCACAACUACAGCCCCAGAGUGGAGAACAGCAGAUGGCAGCCCAUUCCCCCAAAGCAAAAACCCAACCAAUCAAUGCCUCCACUUGCUCCACUCGCUGGACAACAGCCCCUAGACCUUGACUACACGCCGGACGAUCGCCCGACCUACAAUCCGUACCAGCCUAGUGGCAGGGAACUCCAUUCCAGGGCACACUUAGCAGGACAACAACCAAUCGACUUGGACUACGAUCCCCAAGAGCCACAGAGCUAUCCGCGUGCACCCAGUCGGGGUUUGCUGCCACCCAAACAGGACAACGAUCAGCUGCCAAGCGAAUCGCAUCAGAUAGACACACGUUUCAAUCCAAGUGCCCCACGGCAGAGCCCUCAACCCACUCCCAGCAGCCAACUUCCGGCAACUCCUUCCGAUGAAUCGAAUCUCUAUGGUGGCUUGCUGCCGCCCAAACCCAGUCCGCUGACCACAACAACGAAGAAACCCUCCAUGCUGCACGUGUAUCCCAUUUAUCCGCGCAUUGUUAAUGCCUCCGUGCCUCAGACUAGCAGUGGCAGUGGCAGUCAGCCGCAUUAUAGUCCCUCCUAUGCGGGCAUUGCCCAUUCGCGUAAUGCCUCCUGGGCCAAGGGGUCCUCAGCGACAACCAGCACGACGACAGCACGACCUGACGAUUUCAGCAUUGAAGAGGAUAACGAUUAUGAAGAGGACAUUGAUUAUGAGGCAAUCGAUCGACCAAGGCCUUAUUGGCUACCAGAGACGACCACAGCCGCGAGAAGUGGCUAUGCGCCGCCUCCCUUUAACCACAAGUUUUACAGUCCCCCCCAGAGUCCUGCCUCCCAGGCACCCGCAACGCCUCAAUCAGUCUCCCAGCGUUCCACAACGCCUGAUCCUGUGUCCCAGCUGGCCAUUAGUGAGGCGCUUAAGCUGAUGCUGCGUCCCUACUUCAAUCACAGUGGCAAUGCUCAGGAGCGCCAGGCAAAGCAGGCGGAAUUGGCUUUAGUUUCUGUGAUAAGCAAACCCCCAACGAGUACUAGCACCACGACAACGACGACAACUCCAAACCCUAUUAGAUUAGCGACAACAACACCCAAUCCGGACGAUGACGCUGAACUGAUUAAAGCCGGGGAACAGGAGAGCUUGGACCUAACUGACGACUCUGACUCUGAUUUUGCAGAUGCUGGGGAAACGGCCCAUACCGAGCAGACCUUAGAUCCCACCACGUACCGAUCACAGACCGACUACCAACGGAGCACACGCCGUGCGGCAAUCGAGACAACGACAAUCAAUUGGCACGCGUCCGGUCACAGUCGUGACUUUCACAGACGUCAUCCAAAUCUACUCGAACCGCACUCGCUGCACCAAAAACACAACCACAACCAUCUGCCCCCUCACUCCCCACAUCAACACAGACACCACGAGCAUAGUCCCGACUUUCAUCGUCGUCACCCAGAGAUGCCCAAUCCUUUUGCCAAUAAAGAAACUCCAAGCGAAUGGGAAGCGCCCGAAGAGCCGCAGCAGCCGCAGGAGGAGAACAGCUGGGAGCUGCUGUCCAAUCCGAAUGCCGAGUCAGCCACACCCAAGAUCGGCGUGCGAAGCUCCUUCAAUGACAGCUGCGAGUUCGAUUGUCAGAAUGGAAACUGCGUGACGCUGGACUCGGUCUGCGAUGGCUUCAAUAACUGCGGCAAUCGCAAGGAUGAGAGCAACUGCCAGCACUUGGGCUACGAGGUGCGUCUGACCGGCGGCGAGAAGCCGCACAUGGGUCGCAUAUCUGUCAAAAUCAAUGGCAAGUGGGGCUAUGUCUGCGACGACAAAUUCGGCUUGCGGGAUGCCGAUGUGGUGUGCCGCGAGCUGGGCUACAAAUUGGGCGCCCAAGAGGUGCGUGGCAGCUCCUUUUAUGCUCCAGAAGAUCAAAACUUCAACUAUGCCAUGGACGAGGUGGAGUGCCAGGGCAACGAGACGAAGCUCAAGGAUUGCGACUUCAAGGGCUGGGGCGUACACAACUGCGGCGUCGAUGAGGUGGCCGGCGUGGCCUGCAAGGUGCCCGUGAUGAAGUGCCCGAACAACUAUUGGCUCUGUCAGACCUCCAAGGAAUGCUUACCGCCUGCUUUCGUCUGCGAUCACACAGCGGACUGUGCGGAUAAGUCGGAUGAAAGUCCAGCCAUCUGUCAGGCUCCUGUAGAGUUUCGCUUGGAGGGUGGACGCAGCUCGAAUGAGGGACGACUGGAGGUCAAAUAUCAUGGCGUGUGGGGCAGCGUGUGCGAUGAUGACUUUAACUUGAAGGCCGCCCAAGUGGCAUGCAAUUCCCUCGGCUACUAUGGACCAGCGAAACUGGAGAAUAAAAUCUUUGGCCAUGGCAACGGACCCAUUUGGCUGGAUCAGGUCAUGUGCCUGGGCAAUGAGAGCAGCAUCGACAAGUGCAGCCACUGGAACUGGGGCGAUCACAACUGCAAUCACACCGAGGAUGUGGCGCUGCAUUGCUCGGCCGGACCGCCGCCGCGUUCUGCCAGUCGCCUCAAGGCGCUGAAGCAGUCGGGGGCAGAGAAGAGCGCCGCCCUCACCUACUCCGACAUUGGGCUGUGGGAGCGUUCCAGCCGUGCCAUGCGCUCGCCUCGUCGCUGCGGCAUCUUCAAGGACGAUCUGUCGGAUGAGUAUGCCCACAGCGGGGAGCGUGUGAUCAAAGGGAAGACAGCGCGUCGCGGUCGUCAUCCCUGGCAGGCCACCAUUCGCACACGCGGACGUGGCGGCAUCUCCAGUCACUGGUGCGGCGCUGUGGUGAUCUCCAAGCGUCAUCUACUCACCGCCGCCCACUGUCUCUAUGGCAAUGCGAAGGAUGCGUACUUUGUGCGCGUGGGAGAUCAUUAUGCGAACAUUGCCGAGUCCUCCGAGGUGGACACCUUCAUUGAGAAGUGGUACACCCAUGAGAAAUUCCGCGACGGCACACACAUGAACAACGACAUUGCUGUGGUGGUGCUCAAGCGGCCCCUCAAGUUCAGCGAUUAUGUUCAGCCCAUCUGUCUGCCGGACAAGAAUGCGGUGCUCCAAGCCAAUCGAAACUGCACCAUUUCCGGCUGGGGUUCCAUAAAAUCGGGUGUGUCCACUCCUGCUCAGGUGCUAAGAUCUGCGGAGCUGCCCAUACUGCCGGAUGCAACCUGCAAGCAAUCGAAAGUGUAUGGCGCCGCCAUGUCCGAAGGCAUGUUCUGUGCUGGUUCCAUGGAUGAGAGCGUAGAUGCCUGCGAGGGCGACUCUGGCGGUCCGCUUGUUUGCUCUGAUGAUGAUGGCGAAACCCUGUAUGGCUUGAUAUCGUGGGGACAGCACUGUGGCUACAUGAACCGACCGGGUGUCUAUGUGCGCGUGAAUCAUUACAUCGAUUGGAUCUACGAGAAGAUCAAUGAGAGCUUGUUGCGCUUCUAAAGGGAAGCUUCCUAUUCGCUUACAUGACUAGAUAGUAUAUGUAAAAUUCGAAUUUUGUAACUAAACUUGUAAUAAAUUGUUUUAUUUUUGAA
Molecule: messenger RNA, 7998 nt
Organism: Drosophila subobscura
Lineage: Eukaryota; Metazoa; Arthropoda; Insecta; Diptera; Drosophilidae
Exons: 17
Coding region: 95-7906 (2603 amino acids)
Biological process (GO): proteolysis
Cellular component (GO): membrane; extracellular region
Molecular function (GO): protein binding; serine-type endopeptidase activity; chitin binding
Source: RefSeq, a predicted model, not a curated record